Messenger RNA from Olea europaea var. sylvestris, 1436 nucleotides. RefSeq names its product S-adenosylmethionine synthase 3-like. Gene Ontology annotation, cellular component: cytosol. The coding region runs from base 55 to 1293 and encodes 412 amino acids. Gene Ontology annotation, molecular function: methionine adenosyltransferase activity; ATP binding. Gene Ontology annotation, biological process: S-adenosylmethionine biosynthetic process. The transcript is spliced from 2 exons. The record is from RefSeq and is a predicted model, not a curated record. Lineage: Eukaryota; Viridiplantae; Streptophyta; Magnoliopsida; Lamiales; Oleaceae.
UCCAAAAUCCUCAGACGUCGAGUAAGCACUGCGGGCAGGCUGACUCCAAAACGAAUGUUUCAUCAUGUUGUACUCUGCUGUACAACACUAUUAUCUCUUCAACAAAUUGCUUUUGCCUCAGCUAUGGAUACUUUCCCUUUCACCUCGGAAUCUGUCACUGAAGGUCACCCUGAUAAGCUUUGUGAUCAAAUAUCUGAUGCGAUUUUAGAUGCGUGCUUGGAACAAGAUCCCGAAAGUAAAGUCGAUUGUGAGACAUGUACAAAAUCCAACAUGGUUACAGUGAUAGGCGAAAUCACGACCAAGGCUAAUGUGGACUAUGAGAAAAUUGUUCGCGACACGUGCAGAGAAAUUGGAUAUUCAUCGCUGGAAGUCGGACUCGAUGCUGAUAAUUGCAAGGUUCUGAUAAAUGUCGAACAGCAGAGCCCUGAGAUUGCUGAGGUUGUCCAUGGUCACCUAAUGAAAAAACCGGAAGAGGUUGGAGCUGGAGAUCAGGGACACAUGUUUGGCUAUGCCACUGACGAAACCCCUGAGCUGAUGCCGUUGACGCAUGUCCUUGCUAGUAACCUCGCAGCCAAAUUAACCGAGGUGAGAAAGAACCGAACUUGUCCCUGGCUAAGGCCUGAUGGCAAGACUCAAGUUACUGUCGAAUAUCAGAAAGAAGGUGGAGCUGUGGUACCUAUUAGGGUCCAUACCGUUCUCAUCUCGACUCAACAUGACGAGGUUGUGACAAAUGAGCAGAUAUCGGAAGAUUUAAAAGAGCACGUAAUCAAGGAUGUCAUUCCAUCAAAAUAUAUCGACGACAAGACAAUAUUGUGUUUCAUCCCGUUGAGUCGAUUUAUACAUGGAGGUCCUCACGAGGAUGCAGGAUUGACUGGCAGGAAGAUUAUUGUCGACACUUACGGUGGCUGGGGUGCACAUGGAGGUGGUGCAUUUUCUGGAAAGGAUCCAACCAAGGUUCAUCGAAGUGGUGCCUAUAUUGCCAGGCAAGCAGCGAAAAGCGUGGUGGCCUCUGGGCUUGCACGUCGUUGUACCGUGCAGUUGUCAUAUGCAAUCGGGAUGCCGGAACCGUUGUCUAUAUUCGUGGACACGUAUAGAACAGGGGAAUUGUCGGAUAAGGAUAUACAGGAGCUUAUUCAGGACAAGUUCGACUUCAGGCCGGGAAUGAUUUCUAUCAAUCUGGACUUGAAAAGGGGUGGCAACUUCAGGUAUCAGAAGACUGCUGCCUAUGGUCAUUUUGGACGAGAUGAUCCAGAUUUCACCUGGGAAAAUGUUAGUGUGCUCAAGCCUAAAUGAACUUUUAGUCUACUUUCCUUUCUAUAGUAUGCUUCUGUUGUUUCUCUUGGAUUUGUACAUUUCUUAUCGAAACAAAAGAGAUUAAGCCACGUUUUAUAAGCUCUAUGCUUAAGAAUAAAUAAUAGAAGAGUUCAUGUGAUUAA